AUGGAGGCCGGUCUCGGGGUCCUGAAGAAGUCCAUACCGGGCCGUCCAGCUAGGGACAAGGCCGAGCCAGCCAGCUUCCACAACGAACCAAGCUCCCCAUCCUCGUCGGCAAUUCCUGCGACUCCGACGCUUCGCUCGAGUCUCAUUGAUGAUCCAUCUGCCUCUGACAUUGACGAGUGGGAACAAAUCAGAAUCACUGACGAUCCUGAAGCUGCAAACCCGGGGAACUGGACGCGCAGUCCCAGUACUCGUACUGAGUCUCUCAAGGCCACGGCGAGAUCUAGCACCCCACCGUUGACAUCACGCAUAAAUUCCCGGGUCUCAAGAGGAAGUACUGCUACAACCAAGGAUGCCGACUGCACCCGGUCUUUGCCGCCUACUGCCCCGUCCGCCCCGUUGUCGAGCAGCCCUGGCAACACAUCCAUUGAUCCAUUGUCGCAGGUCUUCUCCUUCAUGGCUGGCGCGGGCGGUGGCUUCAUUCCGCAUCACAAGGAACCACCGCGCUACAUCCGGGUCAAAGCCCACGAUAAGAAGACACGAGAGUUUGACCGCAUGUUUCUUGCCCAGGAAUUGAUCGGAACGCGACCACUCGAGCAGCCGGCUGGCACGAAAAUGCCCCAGGUCACUAUAUCCACGUCGAGUCAGGCGCGCCGGAGGGCUACUACUGGAGGUGCUGUCUGGACCACCGAAUUCAGCAAGGACGGGAAAUAUAUGGCGGCCGGCGGCCGCGGCCACGUCGUCCGUGUCUGGGCUGUCAUCGCUACAGCAGAAGACCGGCGCACCGAAGAAGAUGCUGAGAUUGAGAGUGGCAGUUUGGGCGAGCGGCUCAGCGCUCCAGUGUUUCUGGAAAAGCCAAUUCGGGAGUUCGAAGGCCAUACUGGCGACAUCUUGGACCUGAGUUGGAGCAAGAACAAUUUUCUCCUUUCCACAGCCAUGGACAAAACAGUGCGGCUAUGGCAUAUCAGCCGCCACGAGUGUCUGUGUACCUUCAAGCACAAGGAACUCGUUAGCAAGGUGGCUUUUCACCCGAAGGAUGACCGUUUCUUUCUCGCCGGCUGUCUUGACGCCGUCUUGCGCCUCUGGAGCAUUCCUGACAAAAGCAUUGCUUUUUCAACCCGACUUCCAGACAUGAUCACAGCCGUGGCUUUUUCACCCGACGGAAAGGUCUCUAUGGCAGGCCUACUAAACGGAUACUGCCAUUUCUUCGACACGGAGGGAUUGAGGUCGCAGUCGCAGAUGCAUGUGCGCUCAUCUAGAGGUCGCAACGCCAAGGGCAGCAAGAUAACAGGCAUCGUAUCCAUUGUGCCGCCAGGCUCAAGGGACACCGACGCUAAGAUUCUCAUCACUUCCACCGACUCGCGUGUACGCGUAUACAACCUGCGCGAUAAGACGCUUGACGGCAAGUUUAAGGGCCACGAGCAUGCCACUACUCAGCUUUGCGCCAGCUUCAGCGACGACGGCAAGUAUGUUAUCUGUGGCAGCGAAGACAGCAAAGCUUUUGUGUGGAGCGACGAUGCAACCCGAUCUGUGGCAGUCCCCAAACCGCGACCAGAGGAGACGCCUGGGUACAUCGCAAGGUCCACGCACUACGACGGAAAUAUCAUCGUGACCAGUGAUGAAACGGGCAUCAUCAAAGUCUUCCGCCAGGACUGCGCAGCCAAUAAAAGGAAGCAUGAAAGCUGGGAGACAGGGUCGAGCUUCAGCCGCAAGCUGACUGCUUCCGGACUCGUGGGACGCAAUGGCAGCAUUAUCACGCGAAAUAGCAUGAGCAGCGUAGCACGCUCCAGACGGGGAUCGCUCACGCAACCACAGCUGUCGGUGAACGUAAUCUCCCCCCCAGGAGCUGCCGGCUGCACAAACCAGUCAGGAAACUCAGACCGCAUCAUCAGCUGGCGCCAGGAUAUCGAGAGUAAUGACAGCCGCACAACACCCCUGACAGCGACGCCUACUCGAAGUGAGCGAUCUAUCUCGCCGACCAAAGUUACCCACACGCCGAUGGGUGCCCCUGGUGGCUUGGCAAGUGAGGCACGAAAACAGCCGUAUGCAGGCACUAGCUUGCCACGGACUGCACAAUCGACGGCCCUGGUGACAAAGGAGAACUCUACGAGCCCAUCAACCAGGUCUCUGGCAAGUCUAAAGCUGGCGGAUCAAAAACCGUUCGCGAGCACAUCAACAUUAUCCGAAGGCGCAACUGUAACUGAGACCAAAAUGCAGCCCAAAGACCCAAAUUCACUACCGCCAGCCUCGCGCUCUGGAUGGUUGGAACAGAAAGAAAAUAGAGAUGACAAAGGGGGUGCCCAGCCCGAAGCAGACAACCGCAGUUUCGGCCCACCAGCGCCUAGCUUCUCGUUCAGGCCUUCGGACAACGAUGACCCCUUGCGACUGGACCCGGCAGGAGCCAGUUACAGCUUCUGGAACUUGAACAAGUGGAAGGGCAUUGCAAACCUACGUGCGUCGAUUACCGGGAACACUGGCUCUGGAGGAGACUCUGGAGGCCACCACCACCAUCACAGUGGUGGUGACAAGUCAGGCGAUGGGUUUGGCAACACGACGGUUAUGCCGAAGUCGCCACUUGCCAAGUCAUUUACGCCAACAGAUGGCGACUCGUCUACGCAUGCAGAGACGACGAGAGAAACAAGGACGAACCGAGCUGAGGGCCUAACACCAUUGUCGGAGAAACAAUUACGGCGGCGAUCGGCAGCCUCGGGCAGCGGGCAGGAGCACCUGACACCAGCGACGACACGAGCCAGUGCUACAGAGACGAACUCAGACCAGAGCAAUAGUUUCUUGCACCUCCCGAAACAUGAGCGCGGUCCAUACACUCGGGACAACUCUAUCGUCAGCAAGCUGAGCUCAGAACUGACAAGUUCCGACAGCGACGCAGACGACCAGAGCGAUUCCGCCGAAGGUACUGAGAUGCGGUGUGCCAAAUGCGGAGGGCGAGAGUUCAAGGCGCGGCGUAUCGGCGGUCGACAACUGCUGCACUGUAGCCGAUGCGGUAAGGCAGCUGACGAUGGCGAAGACAGCCGGGAGGAUGCUGAUGCUGGUGCUGCGAGAAUUGUGUCCGGAUAG
Grosmannia clavigera kw1407 is the source of this 3072-nucleotide messenger RNA. Its product is annotated as WD repeat protein. The record is from RefSeq and is a predicted model, not a curated record. The transcript has 4 exons. Lineage: Eukaryota; Fungi; Ascomycota; Sordariomycetes; Ophiostomatales; Ophiostomataceae. Bases 1 to 3072 code for a protein of 1023 amino acids. Gene Ontology annotation, molecular function: protein binding.